AAGAAAAACAAAAAAGUAGUCAACUCUCAACUGAACUAACAAGAACAAAAUUGCCAGUGAAGAUCGCGCUUUAUUAUGGUUUUUAACUAAUUCAAAAACGUUGUUUACAAAUUCAGAGAUCCGUUGUAAAGUGAUAUAUAUUGCAUUGUUAAAUUUUCAAAAAAGUACUUAAAAGUUCAACCAUGUUUCGCAUAAUAUUCGAGGUAAACAACAGCAAAAUUGUAACUUUUACAAUUUGAAUUUCAUCAGAUGUCAAUGCCUUUAAUGCGUCCUUUAACUAGUCUAAAAGGCGUUCGCCUCUAUUCGAGUAACAUCACAGACAAACCACCAAUUAAAAACCUCGCCGAUAUACCUAUUAUAGAUUUUGAAGACAAUCCAGAUCAUUUGCCUAUUCCAGAAUAUCCAGUCAAGCUCAAUGAACCAUUAGAGCAACAGAAACAAAGGCUUCUCUAUCAAUCACGUAAACGUGGUAUGCUAGAAAAUGAUUUGCUAUUGAGUACAUUUGCAUCGAAAUAUCUGAAGGAUAUGACAAAAGAACAAACUAAAUUAUACGAUAAUCUUAUAAACGGAGUAACUAACGAUUGGGACAUCUAUUACUGGGCAACAAAAACUAAGCCCACUCCAACCGAGUAUGACAAUGAAAUUAUGGACAAACUAAAGAUUCACGUUAUGAAUGAACAGAAAGAGAAGAGGUUGCGUCAACCUAAUUUAUAAUUUAUUUAAAUUAUUUUAUUGAACAAUAAACAAAAAUGUAAUCAAAACAGUUUUUUAUAAGACAUAGCCUACAAUAAAAAACAGUUUUAGUUACAUAUCUACAUGGAAAGUCAUUUAAAUAAAUUAUUCAAUAAUCAGAAAUGUAA
Molecule: messenger RNA, 860 nt
Organism: Episyrphus balteatus (marmalade hoverfly)
Lineage: Eukaryota; Metazoa; Arthropoda; Insecta; Diptera; Syrphidae
Product: succinate dehydrogenase assembly factor 2-A, mitochondrial
Exons: 3
Coding region: 250-714 (154 amino acids)
Biological process (GO): mitochondrial respiratory chain complex II assembly; protein-FAD linkage; mitochondrial electron transport, succinate to ubiquinone
Cellular component (GO): mitochondrion
Source: RefSeq, a predicted model, not a curated record